Gadus chalcogrammus (walleye pollock) is the source of this 1749-nucleotide messenger RNA. It is a transcript of the gene ssc4d, whose product is annotated as scavenger receptor cysteine-rich domain-containing group B protein. The record is from RefSeq and is a predicted model, not a curated record. The coding region runs from base 10 to 1749 and encodes 579 amino acids. The transcript is spliced from 10 exons. Lineage: Eukaryota; Metazoa; Chordata; Actinopteri; Gadiformes; Gadidae. Gene Ontology annotation, cellular component: membrane.
CUGGCAGCCAUGAGGGGCCAACGUGAGGUGGUCUUGGUGAGCAGGUGUUGGCGGCCGGCGGUGUGGCUCCUGCUGUCGCUGCUGGUGUCCGUCCUGCUGGUGGCCAUGAGCGUGCUGCUGCAUCACGACGCCCAUCCCGCGCAGACCCCCGCAAUCCCGCGGUAUGAAGUGCAACUGGUGAACGGCCAGGGCCGGUGCGAGGGCCGCGUGGAGGUGCGCUCCGGCGGCGGCGGCGGCGCCUGGGGCACCGUGUGCGACGACGACUGGGACAUGGUGGACGCCAACGUGGUCUGCCGCCAGCUGGACUGCGGGCUGGCCAUGGCCGUGGGCACCAGCUCCCAGUUCGGCCAGGGCUCCGGGGCCAUCUGGCUGGACAACGUGGACUGCACCGGCGGCGAGACGGACCUGAGCCAGUGCGGGAGUCUGGGCUGGGCCGUGCACAACUGCUACCACUACGAGGACGUGGCCGUCUUCUGCAGAGGCAACCCGGUGAUUCUUCAAGGCAGAGGCCCACAGAGGCACACCACGCCGGCCCCUGGUGUUUUGGCUUUACGCGACGGCGCCAUCCAGCUGGUGGGGGGGCGGGACCGCUGCCAGGGCCGCGUGGAGGUGUACUACCGGGGCAGCUGGGGCACGGUGUGCGACGACGACUGGGGCCUGAAGAACGCCGAGGUGGUGUGCCGGCAGAUCCAGUGCGGCCGGGCCGCGUCGGCUCUCCGCAACUCCUACUUCGGGUACGGCCGCGGAGAGAUCCUCCUGGACAAUGUGAACUGCACCGGCAACGAGCUCAUGCUGUCGCGCUGCUACAGUCUGGGCUGGGGCACCAACAACUGCGGACACCACGAGGACGCCAGCGUCAUCUGUGCCGGCUCGGGUUUGACCACUCCGCCACCGCCCGCAAACACAGAGUCGAUGAACGUGUGGCCGUUGGAAGGGGGGAGGGGGUUCUUCCCCUUCACCAACCUCACGCCAGUAGCAAACGGAACACUGCCAGUGACUCAAACUACAGAAACCACCACGACGACUACUCAAGCACCGAGAGCUCUGCGAAGGAUCAGGGUGGUCAACGGCAACAGCAGCUGCGCCGGGCGGGUGGAGGUGUUCUACGCCACCAUCUGGGGGACCGUGUGCGACGACGACUGGGACAUGACCAACGCCCGGGUGGUGUGCCGGCAGCUGGGCUGUGGGUCGGCCAUCGCCGCCAAGGGCCUGGCCUUCUACGGCUACGGCGAGGGCCCCAUCCUCAUGGACAACGUGGACUGCCUGGGCACCGAGCUGGACCUGGGCACCUGCUUCCACCUGGGCUGGGGUCAGCAUAACUGUGGACACCACGAGGACGCCGGGGUCAUCUGCGCCCCUCCAAGCCUUUCUGCAACCGGACAGGACUUUGUGGCAAACAGGAGUGUCUCUAACGGCCAAACCCCCAAUGAAGGCGCCGUCCGGCUGGUGGCGGGGCUGCACCAGUGCGAGGGCCGCGUGGAGGUGUUCUCCGGCAGCGAGUGGGGCACGGUGUGCGACGACGCCUGGGACAUCGCCGACGCCCAGGUGGUGUGCAACCAGCUGGGCUGCGGCGAGGCCAUGGCGGCCCGUCCCGAGGCCUUCUUCGGGCCCGGCGGGGGCACCAUCCUCCUGGACAAUCUCAAGUGCCGCGGCGACGAGGCCUCGCUCCAGGGGUGCUCCCACAUAGCCUGGGACGUGCACAACUGUGACCACUCCGAGGACGCUGGGGUCACCUGCUCUAUGUCCUGA